ACCUGUAAUUUAAUAAUAAAUACAUGUCAGAUAAAACAAGCAACAAACCCCUCGCCAAAAUAUAAAACCACGCUUUUAACGAAGCAAAACAUUUCUUAGUUUUAUAUCAAUCCACGUAGGCCAUCUAGAGACCAGAGAGCAACGUGACCAUACUGGGAUCUUGAGAAUGUGCUUCUUGUAUGUUAUUUAUUCUCCAUCCACCCGAGGGCGCCAAAGUUUCCACAGGUCAGUCUGUGGUCGGAACGAGGAGGAGGAUCGUGAUUGGCCAAAUGAUCCAUGUGCAAAUGAUCGAGCCAUGGGUCACUCAGACUCAGAGAGAGGAUGCAGCUGUUUGCCACUGGUCGACGUCUUUCUCUUCACGCCAUCCAUUAAACCUGUAGCUUUCAGUGGCUCACAUGGUCGUCCAUGAGCUGUUGUUGAAGUGGGCUGUUUCAGAUUUACUAAAAGCUGAGCUCUAAUGGAGCUGAGCAGAAGGAAAGUGCCUCUCUAUGGCCAAGCCAAAGUGUUCACUUUGCUGGAGGGGCUGGACUCAGUGCCAGAGGAUGCAGAGGUCUAUGUGGUACUGGAAGGAUCCACUCUGGUCCAUGUGACCAGGGCUCACAGCGAUAUCAUGCUCUGCUUUAUCGUCCCUGGUCAUAACAUGGCAGAGAUGGUGUCUGUUCAAGCAUACUUGUUCUCAGAAAGUACAGGACUCAUGUGGGUAGGCGGGGCUUCACUGGAGUAUGUACAAGAUGAUGCCCAGGACCUUGCAGAGCACCUGAUUAUCCAUGGACAUCGUCUCCGAGCCACAGAUCAUGAGGAGCUGAGCAACCUCUUCAGCCUGGGCCCGGGGAGUUCACGCUGGGCUAUGGAUCGCUGCAUUGCUCUGGCUAUGGCCAACUUAGAUAUUCCACACAGCUGGAACGUGCUGGGCAGCCAAAGCGAACAUAACCGGAGAGAGUCUCCUCUGCACUUGGCAGUAAGGUUUGGUCUGUGUCGAUUGGCUGAGCUGCUGCUUUGUCAGCCUGGGGGUCUAAUGGCCAUCAGCCUGCCCAACGAAGAGGGGGUCACACCUCUACAGCUGGCACAGACCACAGGAAACUCUGAGCUUUUGGAGCUACUUACACACCCACCCAACCCGCUGACCACACCCCCUGCAGGACUGUCCCAGGUGUGGGCUGACCACUCACGCCUGCUCAGGUUUUGUCACGAUACAAAAAAUCUGACAUUAACAGUUCGUCAGAACCUGAGGUGGAGCUCAGAGGAAAGCCGACAUGCAGAUAUACUACUUCUGCGAGACAGGCUCCAUGAUGAGGAUUUCCUGAGAGAGAUUAUGGCAUUAAGAAGGGAGAAAGUGGAGUCUGUCUUGGAGAAGGAACAACUUGUGGAUGACCCUGUGGAGAAUGCCCUGUAUCCUGAUAUUGAGGAAGGAAACAUGGUUCCAACAAAGAAUGAGGAUAUAUUUGAUUAUGAGGAGUCAUUAAUGUUUUCCUUAAAUGAAGAAAACGAAGAUGAUACACUGCAUUCAGACUCAGAAAAGAGUCAGUCCAUUAAAGAGGCCUCAUCCCCGACACUUUCUGCAGCUGCAAGACUUUCAGCAAUGAUACAUGGCAAAGACGGAGAGUUUGCCAACGGGAAGCUGGUGGAUGACUUGGACAUUAAGUACCACUCUCCAAAUGAAGGGAGCAGACCAGGCUGGGACUCUUUCUUUGGGACUCCCUCCAACACUGAGACCUGCUCUUACCCAGCUUCACCGCCAGCUGAAGCUCGGGACCCUCAGGGAACUGGUCUCAAAAAGCCUCCCACUUCUCCCUUCACUUCCUCUCCUGUGUUUCCUUCGUCGCCCCUAGCGUCCGCCUUCCACUUGUUCGAAGGAGGACACAAACGGACGUCACAUACAGUUUCUCCAAGAGUUAACUACAGGGGGUACAGCUUCUCAGACAGGACACGAGAUCUAAGCCCAAGUCUUGAGUGUGAUAGUGAAGAAGAGGAUAUCCUGGGACAUUCUUACCCAAUUGCAUCCUUAAGGAAACAGGCAAGUCUGCGGUCGAGUUCUGGAGAAGAGAGGGACUCCUUCGACACCUCACCAGACGCUGAACGCACACAUUCUGACAACAAUUCUGCUAAGGGCCCAGAGGAGGCUGAGGUCCGCCUGCGCUCUUACUCGUACUCCUCCCCCAAAGCUAAACCGUCACGGCCACUGCUAAACAGAGACGCUACCAUCUCUGACCCUACAGAAGAGCAGCGGGCAUUCAGCCUGACUGAAACUCCAUCCAGAGAAAAAAGGAUACUGGGUUUCCGUAAACGGGCCCAGUCCGCUGAGGAGGAGAGCAGCGCAUCGCUCCAACACCUCACCCUCACAGAGUUCCUCAAAGAGAUUGAGGACGAGGAGUGGGACAGAUAUAUAAUUCCUUCUAAAGCUGAAUCAGAGAAGUACAAAGUCAGUCGCACCUUCAGUUUCCUCAAGAGCAGGAUGACCAGCACACGCAGCAAAACGAAGGUAAAGGGUAAAGAAGUCAAGGAGAUGAAAGAAAAAGGGACAGCAGUCAAUGGACACCAGUUUUCCCCCAUGUCCCCAUCUGGCUCUGCGCUCUGUGUGGCCUGCGAUAAGUUUGUUUCUGGGAAGGAGCUGCUGCAUUGCUCCAACUGUUUCCUGAAGGUUCAUAAGAGCUGCCGUGAGUUUUCCAUGGCCUGUGUAAAGAAACAAUCAGAGAAGAAUGCAUUGCUGAUGAAAAGCAAGACCCUGUCCCUCCCAUUGAACUCAACCAAAGACUCUGUAUCCCUGUUUUCUCCCUCCUCAAUUUCAACAACUACAAAAGACAAGAGAGAACCUGUAGCCCAGCUGUCCAAAAGCAUGUCUAUCUCCAUAGACAGUAGACAAUUGCACGAGAAGCUGGUGGUGGAAGAAGAGAGUUCUCAGUCACCUGGUGUGACCUCCUCAGUGACUGAUGAAGGAGCAUCUGUGACCCCUCUGUCAUCUGACCAUUUACUGGUCAUCACACAAGAUGCUUUGGGCGGCUCUUUAUUAGGUGAUUUGUCUGCGGACCAGCUGGGACUUGAUGCAGAGUCCUGGAGUCUAGCUGUGAGCCCGGACUUCUGUCGACAACAUGAACGAUUUACUGUAAAGCGCCAGGAUGUCAUUUAUGAGCUGCUCCAGACAGAGUUGCAUCACAUCCAAACGCUGACGGUGAUGUCGGAGGUGUUCAGGAGAGGCAUGCUGGAGGAGCUGCAGCUGGACUUGGACUGUGUAGCCCGUAUGUUCCCCUGCCUCGACCUCCUCAUCCACUUCCACAAGAAUCUCUUUGGAGCUUUGCAGGAACGUAGACAGGCCUCAGCUCAACUCCACCACCCGCGCAAUUACCUCAUUCACAGUAUUGGUGAUAUUCUACUUCAACAGUUCUCAGAUGAAAAUGCUGAGAAGAUGAAGCAGAUGUAUGGAGAGUUCUGCAGUCACCACAAGGAGGCAGUCAACAUUUUCAAAGAUUUGCAGCAACAAAACAAGAAACUCCAAAACUUUGUGAAGCAACAAAGCAACAACAUACUGGUCAAAAGGAGAGAAGUGCCAGAGUUCAUCUUGUUGGUCACACAGCGCAUUACAAAGUACCCAGUUCUUCUGGAAAGGAUUUUACAGUACACCAAACAGGGAAGUCAGGAAUAUCAGGACUUAUCAAGUGCACUUGUUCAUAUUCGAGAUAUCAUCUCAGCAGUGGACAUGACCGUGAAUAAAUAUGAGAAGAGUCAAGAGCUACAGGAAGUCCUCACUCGGCUCGAGAACAAGAGCAUCGCCAAGCUGAAGAAUGACAAAGUGUUUUCCAAGCAGGAUCUCUGUAGUAAGCACAGAGUCCUGCAACACAAAGGACUAGUCUACUGGAAGACAGCGACCGGUCGUCUAAAAGAUACAUUAGCUCUUCUACUCACUGAUGUCUUGGUUUUCCUGCAAGAAAAAGACCAGCGUUUUACAUUUGCUGCUGUGGACCAAAAGCCUCCAGUUAUUCCACUACAGAAGCUUAUUGUUAGGGAAGUUGCCAAUGAGGAAAGAGGAAUGUUCUUGAUCUCAGCAUCAUCAGUUGGUCCAGAAAUGUACGAAGUUCACACUAUUUCCAGAGAAGAAAGGAACGCAUGGAUGAGACAAAUUAGACAAGCUGUAGAAAGUUGUCCCGAAGAGGAAGAGCAAGAGGAACGCAGUAAUGAAUCAGAGGAGACAAAACGAGCAACAGAGGCUAGAAUUCAAAAGAUUACCCAUUUUCAAGACACACUGCUGGCUCAGGACCAGAUGAUCUGCAACACCCUGGAGGAAAAGCUGGAGCUUUAUGCUGAACUCACUGAGCUCAGCCUUGGCUCUCUUGAACCUAUACCACAUCGCCACCUCCUGGUACAAGCGGACAGUGACACUCCCAGACUGGCCACAACACUGCUCACCGCUGCCCUAAAGGAAGCGGAAAACUUGAUGAGCGUCCUGCAGAGCCGUGAUGGGGCCACUGUUCAGAGCCCGCACUGCGCUGGUCUAGAGUCAAACAGUGAAGACAGUGUCCAGGAUGUGCCCUCAGAGCCGGACUAUUUGAGCACGCUCAGUAUCAGCUCGUCCUGUCUUGGAUCAGACAGUGACCUGACAGAUGAGUGGAGCACUGAACCAAAAAGAGGGGAGGCCAAAAAUACAUUGAUCAAAGUUGCUGAGAGUGUCCAAAGUCUGACUCAGCUUCUCUAUAGUCUACAGGCCACUGUGAGCCUUCAGGACAGCUGCUGUGAGAUCCAGAAACUACUGCUUCAGGAGGGAGAGCUGACACCACUGCGGGCCCUGCCUUCUCUUCAAAACACGGAACAGGAGAAACCAAAGACUUCUGAUAAGAAAAAGGAGGAUGUGGAAAAGAAAAAAGAAUCAGAUGAAGUCCAAAAACUGCAUUUGAAGUUGAAACAAGAACAACAGCGUUGGGACAAAGAGUGUUUGGCCAGAGAGAAGCAGCAGAGUGACCAGGAGAAUGAGUUGAGGCAGAGAGAGCAACAGUGCCUUCUAGAGGCAGAGAGACUGCGCUGUGAGCGAGAAGAGUUUGAGAUCCAACUACUCGAGUACCAACAAAACAUGGACAGACUCAAGGAGGGCCAGAGGAGUGUGGAGAGGGAGAGGGAGAAGAUUGAAGCCCAGCAAAGACUGCUUCAGAGCUGGAGACACAACCGUCAAAGCAGCCUCCCUAUCACAAUACCACCACAGCACUACCAGGUGCCCAGCCAUACUCACUCAGGUAGCUUGGAUGGUAAUUGCAGAAUGUAUGAGAAUGAAACUGUUUUGCUUACCACUCUCCAGCAAAGCCACCUCUACCAGUCUGCCCAUAACCAUCACCAAAGUCUGCUUUCUGCCCCAAAGAGGAUUCAGAACGGACCACUGAGCUCCUCUGGCUACAGCACAAACCUGGGCCUAAGUGCCAGUCUCUACAACAGCCUCAACACUUUACUAAGCCAGGCCCACAACCGGCAGAUGUCCGACCGUCUCACCUACACUAACUGCAGCUACAACUCCACACAGCCAAUUAGCGAGUCCAUGCACUCCAUCAGCUCCAGAGUUCAAACACAGCCCCCCAAACCAACAAACUUCAGUCCUCCACGUGGGAGACAAUCUUUGGAGUCAUGGAGUUCAGAGGUCACAUCAGACGGACUUUACGAGGAGGACUACUCUUCCUCUCCUUCUCUCACGCCCCUCCUUCCCCCACAGGCCUACCUCUCACUGGAAGGACCAAACGGGGAUGACGGUGGGGAGGAGAACAUUGUAUAUCUGUAACAAUGUUUAGAGUAAUCUGCAAUCCCAAAAUAUAACUGGAAAAAAUCCAACCUUUCAUCAUAAGUAGGUCUAUUCUUAUGUUAGGUUACAAGCCCAGGAAAUGAUACACUUAUUGUCAUUCACUAACAAAAUUUGUAAACCUGUGCUUUAAGUGGUUGUUUUGAUUACUACAGUAUCUUAGGAACAGAUCUUGACAGUUUCACAGUUUCAGUUACUUUGAUUGCCAAGAUGCUGUGCAAGCAAAACCUUUUUACAAGAAGCACUUAAAUUUAAAAGCCAUUGAAGUUGUACAGCCAAAACACAAAUAUGUGUAUAUAUAUAUAUAUAUAUAUAUAUAUAUAUAUAUAUAUAUAUAUAUAUAUAUAUAUAUAUAUAUAUAUACACACACACACACACACACACAAAACACACACACACUUCUUAUUGUACAGAUUUUUAAUGUGUAUAAUUGUAUGAAAGAGUCUAUGUUGAAAAUGUAUAUUCCACUUAUAACUUUGUGAAGUGCCAAAGCAAUUCUGAAAGCAGUGGUUCUGUUAUAUUUGAUUUCUAAUAAUUUAUUUCUUUUUUCAUGCACUGUCAUAUAAUUUUUAUAAUUAUUUUAUAAUCUCUGGCAGCAGAAUUGUGUGUUAAUAAAUAUACAUUAAUUAUAUAUAUUAGAGCUUAUGAUGCAUUGUUAUUGUAGUUUUGACAACACUGGAAUUUCCACAACUAAAUAUGAAAUAUCAAGAUUUUGAUAAUCAACGUCCAUACUGUUUAAUUUUUUGUAUUUUUCAUUUUUAUUUCCAGUUGCUGGGAAUACCACCUGCUUUGAGCAGAGCAUGUCAUGUAAAAUUCAUAUAG
Molecule: messenger RNA, 6589 nt
Organism: Boleophthalmus pectinirostris (great blue-spotted mudskipper)
Lineage: Eukaryota; Metazoa; Chordata; Actinopteri; Gobiiformes; Gobiidae
Product: rho guanine nucleotide exchange factor 28-like
Exons: 39
Coding region: 458-5749 (1763 amino acids)
Biological process (GO): regulation of Rho protein signal transduction
Molecular function (GO): guanyl-nucleotide exchange factor activity
Source: RefSeq, a predicted model, not a curated record